Molecule: messenger RNA, 7447 nt
Organism: Acanthoscelides obtectus
Lineage: Eukaryota; Metazoa; Arthropoda; Insecta; Coleoptera; Chrysomelidae
Source: the annotation of a GenBank genome assembly
ACGUGAAGUGUCAAGGCGGUCCGGAUUGAAUGCUGUAAAGAUUUGUUUGAUAUAAACUAAAUUUGGGUGUGGCUUUAACUAUUAAUUAAAAUCAAUAAAAUAAUAACAAGUACUUAACGACAGCCUACCACCAAACAACUCGACACUAUGAGGACCACUUGAAUGAUUUGGAAUAUGUCAGUAAAGCCAGCAUAGUGAUAGGUUAUAUCUUGAGUUUUUACCAAUUUGAUGGAUUUUUGGCGAUAACAGCACUAAAAUGAUGAGUUCCAAGUUGUGAACAAUGUCCCGAUUAGCCGACUACUUCGUAAUUGUCGGCUAUGAUCACGAAAAAGAGCGAAGUGGUAUCAGCAGUGGAAUAAUUCUACAAAGGUUUCCAGAGAAGGAUUGGCCAGAAACACCUUUCAUUGAAGGAAUAGAAUGGUUUUGUCAACCUCAAGGAUGGGCAUUAUCCACAGAAAGGCAAGAACCAAAGUUUUUUGUGUCUGUUUUAACAGACAUCGACGCAAACCGCCAUUACUGUGCUUGUCUCUGUUUCAAUGAAACUGUUUCCAUAACACCUAGUAAGCCGGUAGAUGAGGAAGAAGAUGCAGUUGAAGGAGAGACCCCAUUAGUUAGGCCUGUUCCAGCUAUUUCACAUCACAGCAUCAUGUAUGCACCAAAAUGUCUGGUUUUGGUCUCAAGGCUGGAUUAUAUUGAAACAUUUAGAAAUUGUCUUGGGAUCAUAUAUUCUGUCUAUAUUGAGAAUAUGCCAGUGCCAUUAGAAACGCUAGUUGGGAAUAUUUUGGGUUGUGUACAAGUGCCGCCACCUGGUGGACCUCAGGUGCGUUUCAGCAUAGGCGCUGGCGAUCGUCAAGCCCUUCAGCCUCCAUUGUCCCCUUCUUUACCCGUCACGCACGCCGCUGUCGCGCUUCUCUUCCACCAAUUAGGCAUCCGGAACGUUCUGUCGCUGUUCAGUGCCGUCGUCACCGAGCACAAGAUCCUUUUCCAUUCCAAAAGCUACAACAGGCUUACGGAAGCGUGUCGAGCGCUCACCGCGCUCAUGUACCCUUUCAGGUAUACACAUGUGUAUAUUCCAUUACUGCCAGCACCUCUAGUCGAAGUUCUCUCUACUCCAACUCCUUUUAUUAUGGGAGUCCAUUCCUCUUUAAGAUCUGAAGUUUCUGAAUUGAUGGAUGUGAUCGUCGCCGACCUGGACGGCGGCAGCCUGACAGUCCCAGACGGCGUGAACGUCCCGUUGUUACCUGAACCUUUACUCACCGCGACCCGCGAGGCUUUGAGCCUCGUCUUGCAGCCCGAGUUGGCGUGCGCGGAUGCCGCUUUUCCGCCUUUGGCCACCCGGGCGCCCCAGCCGCACAUGCUCGACAAGGAGAUACGCGCGGUGUUUAUGCGCGCGUUCGCGCAUCUGCUUCAAGGAUACCGCAGCUGCUUGACGCUCAUCAGGAUACAUCCGAAGCCAGUCAUCACAUUUCACAAGGCUGCGUUUUUGGGGGAACGCAACUUGAAAGAUUGCGACUUUACGACUCGCGUGUUAGACUGCAUGUUUUUCACGUCUUUUGUCGGCGAAAGAGGUCCUCCUUGGAGGCCUUGCGACGUCUGGGACGAGCUGUACAGCGGAUUGGUCGAACAGCUUAGGAAAGAGCAUCAGGAUCGAAGAUUGUUGCUUGUGCAUAUACAGGAGUUGGCCGCACAACUGUACACGAACGAGACUCCGAACCCGCAGUCGUACGCUCAGAAGAUCCUGGUGCCGCCAGAGGGCGCCUUUGCUCGUAUUCACCAACCGCCUUUGCCAAAGAUCGAUUCUGUCAAAGUGCAACAAAUCAUCGACGAAGGAUCGCAACAGAACAACAUCAAAUCUAGGUUAGCCUCUUUACGGCCAAUCCAGCCUAGGAUCGUGCCGAUGGGUCCUAACAUUUCAAACUUGAACGAAAAUAAAAAUAUCGUCAGUAACUCAGCGAGGAGGUUGGAAGUGUUGCGUAACUGCGUGAACUGCAUCUUCGAAAAUAAGAUCAGCGACGCUCGCAAAACCUUCCCUGCCGUUCUUAGGGCGUUGCAAUCGAAACAGGCUCGCUUGGCGUUGUGCCAGGAAUUGGCGCACCAUGUCAGCGGCACAAAAGCGAUGUUGGAACACCAACAGUUCGAUCUGGUCGUACGGCUUAUGAAUUGCGCAUUACAGGACGAUUCGUCGAUGGAUGAACACGGCGUGGCUGCAGCUCUAUUGCCGUUGGCUACAAUUUUCUGCAGGAAGCUAUGUACGGGCAUUAUCCAAUUUGCGUAUACCUGCAUUCAGGAGCAUCCUGUAUGGCAAAACCAACAGUUUUGGGAGGCCGCUUUUUAUCACGAUGUGCAAAAGGAUAUUAAAGCCUUAUAUGCAUCGCGAACGGAUAAUCUGUCAUCUAAAGGAAGUGGAGAAAUGUUGAGCCCCACAUCGCCGAGAGAUAGCAAGGAUAUCAGUACUUGGCACAGACGUUCGGGCGGCAUGGUGGGUUGCGGCGUCCUGAGCCGCGUCCAUCAGGAAGCGACCGCUCUCGAGAUCGCGGCCGAGCAAAUGCGCAUCUGGAACGCGGUGGACCCGGAGAAACAGAAAGAACUGAUCACGUGCGAGGAGAACACGAUGUACAGCCAGGCGAUACAUUACGCGAACAGGAUGGUCUAUUUGCUUAUACCGUUGGAUGCUAGCAUACACCAUGGACACCACGGCCAUCGAAGGCACAGCAAACAGGAUCUGUUCGACGAGGAAAGGGCCAGCAAUAGCAUCGCAAAUAGUGUUGCGGAAAGUGAUAGCGCCGACGCCGAAUCAGGUUUUGAAGAGCAAGAUACAACUGAGACUGGAGCUGCCGUCGUUAGAACAGUUUCCAGGUUUAUUGAUAAGGUUUGUACCGAAGGUGGAGUAACGAGGGACCAUGUACGUAACUUGCAUCAGAUGAUUCCUGGCGUGGUGCAUAUGCACAUUGAAACUUUGGAGGCGGUUCACAGAGAGAGCAAACGACUGCCUCCUAUACAGAAGCCAAAGAUACUCACUCCUAAUAUGAUCGUCGGAGAAGAAACGAUCAUGGAAGGUUUGAGAGUGUACUUAUUACCUGACGGCAGGGAAGAAAGCAACGCGGGACUUUUGGGUGGUCCGCCAUUAUUGCCGGCUGAAGGAGCCAUCUUCCUUACCAACUACAGGAUAAUCUUCAAAGGAAUACCGUGUGACUCUUUCGCAUGCGAGCAGGUGGUAGUCCGCUCGUUCCCGGUGACUUCGCUGACGAAAGAAAAGAGGGUAACCGUGCAGUAUUUGGCGCAUUUGGAUCAGUGGCUGCAAGAAGGUUUACAGUUGCGCUCGUGCACAUUCCAGUUGAUGAAACUCGCGUUCGACGAGGAGGUCACCGCCGAGAAUGUCGAUACGCUCAGAAAACUGAUACAUAAAGUCCGGCAUCCUCCUGACGUGUACCACCAUUUCGCUUUCACCGGUCAAGUUGUCGUGAAUCAAACGCCGUUGCACAAAACCAAAGAGAAGAACGCUACGUUGAGGGGAUUCGCCAAGAAGACGUUGCUGAAAACUGCCAGGAAGGUCGGAGUCAAACAGAAAUCAUCGUCAAAACGGCAGAAAUACGUCCUUCCGAACAUCAGUCUGGGCGGUGGCGGCGUCGGCAACAAGUACAUGACAUCUCCGGGAAGGAUGAGUUUGCCGGCGAAUGCGGUGAUAGACGGUUUCGAUCACCAUGACGACGACCUAUCGGUGGACGAUUUCGAAACUGCCACCGGCGGCGCCCCUUCGUUGCCGCUCGGGGGACAGCCAACCACUGAUGCGAAGACGCUUGAAAGGUUACAAGAACGAAGUUACGUUCGCGAUUGGCAGCGAAUGGGCCUGUGCAAUUCAAGCGGUUCACCAACUGGGAAACUCGCACCGGACCAAUUCAGAUUGACCACUGUCAACUCCAUUUACAUGAUGUGCAGGAGUUACCCUGCAUUGCUGCUAGUCCCGGCCAGCGUUCCAGACGAGAGCAUCCGUCGCUUUUGUCGGUGUUAUCGACAGGGUCGAAUACCGGCUGUCACCUGGCGACAUCCACGCACAAAAGCCAUGUUACUUAGAGGAGCUGGACAUCAUGGAAAAAGCGUCAUGGGUAUGCUGAAGAGCAGCGGUGGCGGUGCCGGUCCAGACGUGGCACAAUCGCAUCACAACUAUCAACAACAGCAACAGGUGCAACAGCAGGCUUAUCAGCAACAUCAACAUGGCGGAGGUCAUCAACAUUCCACUUCUGGAUCGAGCAUCGUAGGACCGACGUCCACUUCUUCCACCGAACAAGAAAAGUACCUGUACGCUCUGGUGCGUGCGACGAUGUCGGCCGGAAGCGGUGGCGGUGGGGGUGGUAGUCACGGUCGCGGAGGCGGCGCAUGGGGCGGUGGAAUGUCCGACAGCAGCCUCAGCAUCGACUCUUUGCUAUUGGCUGCCGAAGACACGUUGCUGAUGGCCGCUGCCUCUGCCCCGCCACCGAGAACGCCGGAACUGGCCAGAGGUGGGGCCAAUGCGUUCAAUAAGGCCAUCGGGACAUUAGGAGUGUUUCCCCGAUCAUCGGGCGGCAAAGGUUUGAACAACACCGGUGGAAAGAACACGUUCGGCCGUUGGGGUUCCUUGAAGGACGGGCAUCGAGGCGGCGGGCGGCAUUCCCAAUCGCAGGCCUCGUUGGUUGGCAGCGGCGGGGGCGGCGGCGGUGUUGCCGGGGGACAUCGACAGACAGCCAGCAACGUCAGCGGGAACAGCAGGCAUUCGCAAGCUGAUGCAGCGACCGAUGUCGCCGCCGGAAGUCAGGCUACGGUGCAUACGUUGCAGAGGGCCGCGCUAUACAUAUUAGGAGAGAAGGCGCAGAUGAAAGGGAUCAAAAUGGAGUCCGCGCCGAAGACUGAUUUCAUUCCUGUGGAAUACUACGACGUUAGGCAUACGAAGGCCGCAUUUAAGAAACUGAUGCGAGCGUGCAUCCCGAGUUCGCCGACCGCCGAACCUGAACACACUUUCCAUAAGUUAAUAGAAAAUUCAGAGUGGCUGCAGCAGAUCCAGAACAUAAUGCAGUUGUCUGGGGCCGUCGUGGACCUGUUGGACCUACAAGGUUCUUCUGUUGCUAUUUGUUUAGAAGACGGUUGGGACGUGACGGCUCAGGUGGCUUCCAUUGCUCAGAUAUGCCUAGAUCCACAUUACCGUACCAUUGAAGGUUUCCGCGCGUUGGUCGAGAAAGAAUGGAUCGGCUUCGGGCAUCGCUUCUCGCAUCGCAGCAACUUGAACAGCACGUCGCAAGCGAGCGGUUUCGCGCCCACUUUUCUGCAGUUCCUCGACGUCCUCCACCAGAUCCAGAAGCAGUACCCGAUGGCUUUCGAAUUCAACGACUACUAUCUGCGCUUCCUCGCUUAUCAUUCCGUCUCUUGCCGAUUCAGGACGUUCCUGUUCGAUUGCGAACUGGAGCGGGUCGAAAGCGGCGUGGCCGCCGUUGAGGAUAAACGAGGUUCGUUGACGUCUCACCACAAGAGCGUCGACACGGUUUCGGACGACGAAAACAUCUAUCCGGGCAGCGGAGGUAGCGGAGCCGGCAGCGGGCCGGGCGGAGGCGGUACCGGGGGCAGAGGAGGCUCCGCGGGCAUGCAGGGAGGCAGUCUGGGGCAGAGCGUCUUCGAUUAUGUAGAGAAGCAACACGCCAGGACGCCGGCGUUCUUCAAUUUUAUGUACACGCCCGAUUUUGAACAGCCGGUGCUGAGGCCACAAUCACAUUUAGCAUGUCUCGAGGUUUGGAACUAUUACCUGGACGAAGAGCUGAGGUACGGUCCCGCGUACGACCCGGAAGUGGUGCAAAUGGACGCUCAGCAAGAGGAAGAAACCGAAGCGGCGGACGGCGUGCACAGGACGAGAAAGAUCGUCGCGAAAGGGUACGACAACAUCCAACGGGCGGUACCUGACGCGUUCAGUCACUUGUUGGAGGAGGUGCAUCGCUUGGAAACGGAUCUCGGACAUUUGCCGCAAAAAUGGAAGGUGCUCUGGGACAAGCUGGAAUUGCCGCUCACCGAUUCGCUAACGCGUCACGCGUCGUUCAGCACCGCGCUAGUUCGAUCCCACGGCCGUUUGGUGCACAAACGCAGCACUUUGGAGAUCCUGAUGCGCGGCAAGAUGGCCGGCGCGGCUGCAGCAGAAUCGUCGACGCUCGUCUAUUCGCACCCUCACCGAUUCGACAGGUACAAUUACACGACGCCCACGUAUUGCGACCUCUGCGCUAAUCUGCUAUGGGGACCUGUCAAGACUGGUCUGCGUUGCGUGGAUUGUGGUUAUAGUUGUCACGAAAAGUGCGUGGAUUCAGUGCCGAAAAAUUGUACAAAGUACAAAGCGAUCGCCGAUACCGCCACAACGCAGACGUUGCAAGGAAAUACAGGAGGAGACACUGGAUCUGUCAGUUCGGGAUCGGCUCGUCAGACGAGCAGCCAGCAAUAUUACGACCAGUUUUCGUCGAACGUGGCCGAAGACAGAACGCACGAAGGAUACUUGUACAAAAGGGGAGCGCUUCUUAAGGGAUGGAAACAAAGAUGGUUCGUUCUCGAUUCUAUCAAGCAUCAAUUGCGAUAUUACGACGCUAUGGAGGACUCGCACUGCAAAGGGUACAUUGAUCUAGCGGAGGUGAUGUCCGUGACUCCCGCUCCUCCGGCCCCGGGACCUCCCAAAAAGACUGACGAUAAGGCAUUUUUUGAUUUACGUACUAGUCGGCGAACGUACAAUUUCUGUGCGGCUGACAACGCAUCGGCACAAGAAUGGAUCGAAAAGCUGCAAGCCUGCCUUUAAUUUUUCAACACAAUUCGAUUGUAUCCUCACAAAUCUCCAGUACGGUUUUCUUUGAGAUUUAACACACAAUUACGGUCAACAUGACGUCAAACAUAAUAUGUCUGAUAAGAAAUGCAUUUAUUUAUUCUGGUUUAUUUGUGCUUUUUAGUUCACGAUUUGAACAUUUUCAUAGUUUGUUGGUGUAACAUAGACGGCGAUAGGUUGAAAUCUCUCAUUUUUUAUAACAGUAGACUAUAAAAAAUAUUUUCAUUCGGCGUCUACAAUAACCCUAGAAAAUAAUGUUAUUUUUAUAAACGUUGUAGAUACAUUUGACGUUAAAUCUCAAGGAAAAAUGAAGAACCACUGUUGUAUAUCCCCUUAGACUUUAGUUGUUUCCCUCAUUAUAUAUAUUAUAUACACAUUUUAUUUUAGUAUCUUAUUUAUCUGGAAACAGUAGUUAUUGUAUCUUUUGUGUAAAUGUUCUGGUUUCUGACGUACGCACAAUAAUAUUGUGCUGAUUGUUUAAUUGCCUUUAUAUAUAUUUUUUUACAGUUAUCUUGUCACGCUCAAUAACUAGUUGUUGAUUUAAAAAAAAACAUGUUAUAUAAUAGGUUUAAGUAAAUGUUGCCAUUCUUUUCCUUAAUAUUUAUAUUAAAUUCACGUGUAUAAAACCGG